This is a messenger RNA of Anastrepha obliqua, 4259 nucleotides long. Its product is annotated as protein rigor mortis. NCBI's taxonomy places the organism in Eukaryota, Metazoa, Arthropoda, Insecta, Diptera, Tephritidae. Gene Ontology annotation, molecular function: protein binding. The transcript is spliced from 10 exons. Bases 121 to 4029 code for a protein of 1302 amino acids. The record is from RefSeq and is a predicted model, not a curated record.
UUCUGAACUAAUGUGGUCGAUUUGAAUGAGCGAAGGAAAGGACGCCGCGCGAGUAGUGUUUACAAAAAAACUGAGAAGUUGUGUGAAGGCAUUUGAAUUAAGCACGUGCCUGCAGGGAAAAUGGUUUUGACGAAAGUGCCAAUUACGCCUCAGUGGAAUUUAACCAACGGUUGUGUGUGCACGCCGGAUGGUGGCUUUCUUUAUGUAGGAUCACGCAGCAUCAACUAUGUGGGCCCCUUAGAGCAAGGGGAUGGGGUAGCACACAAGUCACCACAGAUCAAAGUGUUUCAAACUCGCCAGAGCAUAAUGAGUAUAGAUGUCGAUCCGGGAUGGCCUAAAAGUGGACGACCAAUUGAAGUUGGAAAACCUUCUACUGCUGGAGCUCAACAAAAAUAUUUCGCAGCUUUGGCACAGGAUAAUUCAGUACAGAUUUGGGAUUUUGAUCGUGGUUGUGCGGUGAGUGGUCAUAAGGCUCAUUUUAGCACGGCCUUAUAUAUGGAAGGCAAUGGACCAUCACCUCAGGGCGAUCAUGUACUUUUAAGCUAUAUGAAAAAUCGUAAUGUUCUGUCAAUGAACGCUCAGGAUUUAGUGGUGUAUUGUGUUGCAUCGAAUACAUACUGUCGUCGGCAGAUGUUCGUAUCGGCACGAAAUCAAACGCUAACUGUAUUGCGCUGUUCACCAUACAAUGAACAUAUAUUUGCUGUAGGCAACAAUCGGGGACUGGUUGUAAUUGGCGAUUUACAAAGUAUGAGCACCUUGUACACACUUCGUGGGCACGAAGCUUCCAUAACUGCAUUGUCGUGGUGUCCGAAAAUGUUAGAACCAUUAAAACGUGGAUCUUCUGAAACAAAAGAGUUGUCCAUAGCGCAAAAAGCCACAAAGGAAAUUUCAAAAGAAGAGCAGCCGUUUUUAAAUAAAGAUAUAAAUAAUUCAAAAGUUAAUUCAAACAAGAAUGCCAAACCGCAAAAGGACAUGAAAAAAUCAGUAAUGCCAGUUGUAAAUGAUGACAUCUUCGACAUCUAUGACUACGACUAUUUGGAAAAUGAAUUCGGCGCACCUACAGAAUCGGAAAAGAAAGUCAAGGAUGCAAAGUCAGCUGAUGAGUUUGUAGGCGUUGAGAAAGCUGUAGAACGUGGUGUAUUGACGAAUUUCGAUUUUGCCGAGGCAUGCCAAAGUUUGAAAGAAGAAAUAGAUGCUUUGAAAAAUGAACCAAACUAUGAUCAGGACGAUCCCAAAAGAAUGUCUGAGGUUACGCUCGCGGAUUGUCAAAAAGUAUCGCGUGCCGACGACUUAUCAUCUAGUUGUGGAGAAGGUAGCCGUGAGUCAACAGAAGGUAGCUUAGAAAUAGCUGAUCGUUCUUCGGAUGACGAUGUACGCGUAGAUGGUGGCGAAGUAAACCCGAAGCAACAAAUACUCCAUCAAGCAGAAGUGCAUGCAGAGCAAACAAAUGAUUUGGAGAAGAAAUUAAUUGAGGUGAACAGUGAAGAGUUAGCGGAUACUAUCAAAGAAGAAAAAGAUGAAACAAAUAGUGUUAAAGCAGAAGAAGCAGAGAGGGAUGAAAAACAGGAGCUGCCUACAGAAAGUAAUUCCGAACAACCCUCUGUUGAUGGCUAUGGCUCUCAAGAGAAUUCUUCCACUUUCCUCAAUAAUACACGGAACACUAUAUUGUUGGCCUCAGCGAGCGUUGAUGGUAAUUUUUGGAUAUGGAAUACAAAUACUGGGGCAAGCUGCGACAGUGUACGCCCUUUGAAUAACGGCAAGCAUGGUAAAAAUACCAGCAUUCACAUCGAUUGGUUGAGUUCUACACAAUUUCUAACCACAAAUAGAACUGGUGAACUAUCACUUUGGUCAAUGAUAAAUGACCUUUCACUAGAGCCGCCAAAGCGUCAACAGUGGCGCUACAAGUUCAAAGAGGAAACACAACAACGUUUUCAGCAGCGUAGUGUUAUGUCCUUUAGUGCUUCGUAUCGUUCCAAAUUACUCUGGUGCUUGUCUUCACAUCGGGAGAUCAGCUGUGAAAACUUGGAAACGGGAAAUAUGCUACUCAAAUACUGCUGCGCUUCUACGAAUGUUUCGGCUAUGCGCGAGUGCCCGGAUGAUAUGAAUAAAAUUGCGCUGGCCUUCUCUGAUCGUCGUGUCGGCAUUAUCGACAUUUCAAAGAUGUCUGCCACUAAUGUGUUCAUCGAAAAUUAUAUCUCGCGUGUUGAUGCGUCCGUGCUUUCACUAGUUUGGAGCCCUGAUAGUAAGAAAUUGGCAUUUGGCACGUUGGAGGGCAGAGUUGGCAUAAUUUAUGUAGAAGCUGCUAAACCUACCAUGACCUUCAAUUCGUUUUGUGGCAAACCAAUUUACUCCAUUGAUUGGCAAGGCGAUCAUAUAUUUGUGGUUUGCAACGAAAUUUUAGCCAUUUACGACGAAAGCUUGGAAAAUAAAGAUGCUCACAUUAUCCGUGAAGUCCAAAGCGUUUCAACGGUAUCAGUGCGCGGCCACAUACUUUACGUAGGCACACAACGCGGCCACAUACAGGUGUACCAUCGUAAUCCCAGUCUUCCUUACUCCUACAUUCUAAUGCAGGACGUGCCAUUGGCGCCACGCUACAUCACCGAAAUCUCCUGGAGUGCCAUUGCCAGCGAUCACGUCGCUGUAGUGGCCAAUGCCAAUAACAUACACAUAUUAAAAUCGAUCUCGCCCGACGGCCUCCUUACGCCCGUGCGUCGCAUCGAGAUCAAAAAUUCAAAGGCUGCCAAUGCUUGUGUUAAAUGGAGCAAUCGUAAUGCUGCCGAGUUUCUCACUUGCGGUUUCGAUGGUGGUGUACGUGUUUGGGACUUGAAUUCAACGACCAACGAUGAGAAAUUCCUUAAACAAUUUCCAUGUCCCAUGACAUGCGGCCUCUUCUUGCCAACCGAUGAACAGAUUGUGAUGUGUGCCGGUAAAUCUACCUCGAUUGAGUUGUUCGAUAUGCGUUUAGAGCAGUCCGUGGUUUAUUCGGCGAGCAAAUGGAAGCGUUCCAAUACCCACACAUUGGAAUCUGUGAAAUGGGCCUUGAAGGUGCCCACACGUCCUGAUGCGGCCAAACCAGUGACAGCGGCGGAGAAGCGUCGUGCCAAGCGUACUGUAAUGGGUAGCUAUGAGGAAACAUCGGGGGCAGUUGAAGGUGCAAAUGGGGCAGAGCAUGAUGAGAGUGGUGAAGUAGUCGAUUUGUUGGGGGCGUUAAAGUUAAGAGAGCCUACUCAAAAGUGCAGCGCAUCGGAAAAGAACGCGGAAGCUGAGGUAUCAGCACAGCAACAAGUGGUAAAGAAAAAUGAAAAUAAGUUAGGGAUGGGCAACACUUCCGUCUUUAUGAAGAAAUCAACGACUGUAUUUAACUUAACAACCAAGGAACUGAACAAAGAUGUUUUGGAGAAAUUAAAUAUGGCCUUAGAUAGUUCGGGAAAUAAAAAUUUACUUUGUGCGAAAUUAUUUGGUACAAAAGCAGACGCUAAACAUUUACUGGCAGAGGAAUUGAAACAUCAUAGAUACUCAAGAACUACCGGCAUACCCAACUUAUUUAUGACACAAUUAAACUCAUCAAUCAGAGAGGAGAUACUUAAUUGCAUACAGAGCAAACAACUGUCCGAGUGGCAUGUGGCCGUCGCACCUACCAUAUCUUAUGGUUUUUGGCAAAAAUGCUGCCAAGCAUUCGCCGAUCAAUUGUUGGAGCAGGGCUACGCACUGCAAGCGGCUACGUACAUAAUCGCAAUGCAUCACCAUAUUGAAGCCAUCGAAAUGCUCAUGUCAAAGCAUUAUUAUAAAGAAGCGCUCAUAAUCGGUCGCAUUCACUUGCAAAAGGACGAUCCACUGUUAAACGAUAUUAGCGACAAAUGGAUCACGCACUUGGAUAUGACUGGCAAUUUGACUGGCUCGGCUUUGCUUUGCGUACUCUCGGGCCAGCUGAAUCGUGCUUAUGAAACUUUAUCCAAAGUGCGGAAUGUUCAUCCCGAAAUCGAGCGUGUACUUGGAAAGAUGAAAAGCAAAGAGCCUGUUAGACAAUAAGUCAUAUAGUUUAUCAGUAUACUUACAUACUUAGAUUAAAAAUUUUCUACCAUAAGAAAACCUACAAAUGUAUUGAAGUGACUAAGAAUUGCUCGAAUGGCAUUGUUAUUGUUUACUUUACUUUUACGUUAUUGUAACAGUUAAUUUUUUAUAUGAAUGAAUUUGUAAGUAAUUGAUUUUGAACUAUGAAAAAAUAAAGAGUGAACUCGAAAUUACAGGAACUGAAAAAA